AUGAACUUGUAUAAACCUUGUUUGUUUUUUUUUUUCUUUUCCAGUUGUGUUGGUGUGGAAGAAGAGAAGGCAGCUGACAUUGAUCUCUACCACUGCCCCAAUUGUGAGGUCUCACAUGGGCCAUCUGUUAUGAAAAAACGCCGUGGAUCUUCAAAAGGGCAAGAUGCCCAAAGGGGGAAGCCAGUGAAGACUGGGAGCCCUAUGUUCAUUCGAGAGCUUCGGGGUAGGACUUUUGAGAGUUCAGAUGAAGUGAUUCUGAAGCCCACUGGAAGCCAGCUGACUGUGGAAUUCCUAGAAGAGAAUAGCUUCAGUGUACCCAUCUUGGUCUUGAAGAAGGAUGGGUUGGGGAUGACACUGCCCUCACCAUCAUUCACUGUGAGGGAUGUGGAGCACUAUGUUGGUUCUGACAAAGAGAUUGAUGUGAUUGAUGUGACCCGUCAAGCCGAUUGCAAGAUGAAGCUUGGUGAUUUUGUGAAAUAUUAUUACAGUGGAAAGAGAGAGAAAGUCCUUAAUGUCAUUAGUUUGGAAUUCUCUGAUACCAGGCUUUCUAACCUUGUAGAGACACCAAAGAUUGUUCGCAAGCUGUCAUGGGUCGAAAACUUGUGGCCAGAAGACUGUGUCUUUGAGAGACCCAAUGUGCAGAAAUACUGUCUUAUGAGUGUGCGCGAUAGCUAUACCGAUUUCCACAUUGACUUUGGUGGCACCUCAGUCUGGUACCAUGUGCUUAAGGGUGAGAAGAUCUUCUACCUGAUCCGCCCAACAAAGGUUAAUCUGACUCUCUUUGAGUGCUGGAGCAGCUCCUCUAAUCAGAAUGAGAUGUUCUUUGGCGACCAAGUCGAAAAGUGCUACAAAUGUUGUGUGAAGCAAGGACAAACACUUUUCAUUCCUACAGGAUGGAUCCAUGCUGUGUUGACCCCUGUGGACUGCCUAGCAUUUGGAGGAAACUUCUUACACAGUCUUAACAUUGAAAUGCAGCUCAAAGCCUAUGAGAUUGAGAAGCGGCUGAGCACAGCAGACCUCUUCAAGUUCCCUAAUUUUGAGACCAUCUGUUGGUAUGUGGGAAAGCACAUCCUGGAUAUCUUUCGAGGCUUGCGUGAGAAUAGGAGACACCCUGCCUCCUACCUGGUCCAUGGUGGUAAAGCCCUGAAUGUGGCCUUUAGAGCCUGGACAAAGAAAGAAGCUCUGCCAGACCACGAGGAUGAGAUCCCGGAGACAGUACGGACCAUACAACUCAUUAAAGAUCUGGCUAGGGAGAUCCGCCUGGUUGAAGAUAUCUUCCAACAGAACGUUGGGAAGACGAAAAAUAUCUUUGAGCUGCAGAGGAUCUUCCCAGCUGGCUCCAUUCCCUUAACCAGGCCAGCCCAUUCCACAUCAGUAUCCAUGUCCAGGCUGUCACUGCCUUCCAAAGGUGGUUCAAAGAAGAAAGGCCUGAAGCCCAAGGAAAUCUUCAAGAAGGCAGAGCGAAAGGGCAAGGAGAGUUCAGCCUUGGGGCCUGCUGGUCAGUUGAGCUAUAAUCUCAUGGACCCAUACAAUCAUCAGUCACUGAAGACAGGCUCUUCCCAGAAAGCAAAGUUGAACAUCACUGGUGCCUGCUUGAAUGACUCAGAUGAUGACUCACCAGAUAUCGACGUUGAAGGGACUGAGAACCCGCUGUCCCUGUUAAUGGCUAAUGGCAGUACCAAAAAAGUGAAGAAUUUAACCAAGUCUCGUAGAGCCAAAAUUGCAAAGAAGGCAGGCAAGUCAAAGUUGGUGACAGAACAGGUGAUGGAAGAUCAGUUUGACUUGGAUUCAGAUGAUGAACUGCAAAUUGAUGAGCGACUGGGAAAGGAGAAGGCAGCCCUGAUAUUAAGACCAAAAUUUCCCCGGAAAUUGCCCCGUGCGAAGCCUUGCUCUGAUCCCAACCGGGUUCGUGAACCAGGAGAAGUUGAAUUUGACAUUGAGGAAGACUAUACAACCGAUGAGGACAUGGUGGAAGGGGUUGAAGGCAAGCUUGGGAAUGGAAGUGGAGCUGGUGGAAUUCUUGAUCUACUUAAGGCCAGCAGGCAGGUGGGGGGACCUGACUAUACUGCCCUCACUGAGGCUCCAGCCUCGCCUAGCACUCAAGAGGCUAUCCAGGGCAUGUUGUGCAUGGCCAAUCUGCAGUCCUCAUCGUCUUCCCCAGCUACCUCCAGCCUGCAGGCCUGGUGGACUGGGGGGCAGGAACGAAGCAGUGCAAGCUCCAGUAGUGGUCUGGGCACUGUGUCUAGUAGUCCAGCUUCCCAGCGUGUCCCAGGGAAACGACCCAUCAAGCGGCCAGCAUACUGGAAACCUGAGAGCGAGGAAGAGGAAAAUGCCAGUCUGGAUGAACAGGACAGCUUGGGAGCAUGCUUCAAGGACGCAGAAUAUAUCUAUCCUUCCCUGGAGUCUGAUGAUGAUGACCCUGCUUUGAAAUCUCGACCCAAGAAAAAGAAGAAUUCAGAUGAUGCUCCAUGGAGUCCUAAAGCACGUGUGACCCCAACUCUACCCAAGCAGGACCGUCCUGUGCGUGAGGGGACCCGAGUUGCUUCUAUUGAGACAGGUUUGGCUGCGGCAGCUGCAAAGCUGGCACAGCAGGAGCUUCAGAAGGCCCAAAAGAAGAAAUAUAUCAAGAAGAAGCCUUUGCUGAAAGAGCCAGUACAGCCUCGCCCUCAAGACACCAAUGUUAAUGUGACAGUACCGGCCCCAACACUGGCUUCUACACCCCAGGAGCUCACAUCCUCCUCACCCUUGCCUCCUGAGCCGAAGCAAGAAGCUCUGUCUGGAAGUCUUGCUGACCAUGAGUAUACUGCUCGUCCUAAUGCCUUUGGAAUGGCCCAGGCAAACCGCAGCACCACACCCAUGGCCCCCGGUGUCUUCUUGACCCAACGGCGUCCUUCAGUUGGUUCCCAGAGCAAUCAAACCGGACAAGGAAAGCGUCCCAAAAAAGGCCUGGCCACAGCAAAGCAGAGACUCGGCCGUAUCCUGAAAAUCCACAGAAAUGGCAAACUACUUCUGUGAACUGAUCCCCUUUGUGCCCCACCCUUCACCCCCAUUGCCUUCUCCGUUGUUAACUAUUGGGGCACUCCUGGAUCCUGUCUGCCCCGGACAAGGUGCUGAGGUGCACUGUCCUGCUUUCUUGGGACUGACCAAAGGCACGGACUUUCCCACAGACCCCUUUGAUGACUCCUUUCGGCUACCUUUCCACUUUCACUAUGACUAUCCUGUUUUCCUUUUCCAUUCUCCCAAGUAGCAGGUAAAUGGAAAAGGUUUCCAACUGACUAGAAUCCAUUUUUCUGCUUUUCUAACCUCCUCCCCUUUCAUUUGUGUUGUGCUUUAUACUUGUGUCUCUCCCACCCAACCCCCAGGUAUAGAGGGCAGAAUGAGAGAGGCAGGAAGAGAGCCUGGGCACCUCAAUAUGUGUGGCCUUGAAAUGGGAAGCCCAGUACUCAAGAUUGUCUACAACUCUAGCCUUUCUCUAGAAGCCUGUCCAUUUGUACCUAUACUUCCCUCCCUUUCUUCCCCUAAAUCCAGUAGAUAUGCCCCACCUUCAGGCUUGGUCCUAGAAGAAGGCUGUGUUCAUUGCCCCCUCUUGCCAAAUAAUUUAUGGAUAAAAAGAAUGGGGCCCAAAUCUCCUUGCUGCCCCACUGUGGCCUUUCUAGAUGGACUAGAAAGGAUGACCUCACUUAUCCUUGAGAAGAAAAGAAAAUUCUGUUAUUCUUCAAAAUGGGGAGAGAACAGACCCAGGCCCUUAUAGGCCUUUGACUAUAACAGGAUCCAGCAGAAGGAGGCUGUUUUUGACUGGCUAUAUAUGAAGCAUUUUUUCCAUAGUGAUCUCUGGGGAUUUGAUUGGAUCUGGAGGUCCUGUGGAACAUGAGUAUGCAUGGCUGUGGAUAGGCCCCGGCAGAUAGAAAACUGUGUCCCAGAAACUUGAAAUCACCUAUCAUUGAAGCUGAUAACAGUGGCCCUAUAGCCUACUUUCUCCAUCUACCUAUACCACAGAACACAGCCUGGACAUUUCAGAGAGGGUAUGGUGAGACAGCCACCUCUGGGUUCUUCAUUGGGAGCCUCCAUGCUUCUUUUCCUACCUGAGGUCUUAGUCUGAAGAAGACCUCAGAACUUCACCUCUGGGCCUUUGCACCUCUGGACCACAGGUCAACAUUCAAGCAGAGUGAAGAUGGCCCAUGUCUAGAAGAAGAGAUGCACAUUUGGGAAGGAGCAGACCAUCUGACCCGCCCUUCUCCAUUCUUCUUUUGUGAUUGCCUCCAUUGUCCAGAUAGUGCCCCCACCUCCUUCUUGUCUUGCCUCACUGGCAAUCCAGACUUGGAGAAUGCCUCCUCCCUUACUCCAUUUUGGCACUACCCAAGUGGAAUGUAUCUUUGUCCUCUAACUUCCACGCUAACCUCAUCCCAGCUUGCUUGAUAUUUUGGGGGGAAUUUAACAGCUACCAUGCAGGCCACAGGGAAUUUGUGAGGCUUCCUCUGUCUUCAUUGUGUCUAGUUUGUCUUUCCUUUGCCUAUAGACCGACCUUUACUGUCCUUCCUUGGAAUCAGGGGUCCCUUAGUCCAUUUGCUUUCCUAUCUUGGGGACCCCAGGGGCCAAGCAGUCAUCUGUUUAGUCACACCAAAGGCAAAAAGCCUAGCUACCUCCCCCUCCUCCUCCCACCCCCAGCCUAGCAUUGAGGUCCCUAUUCCCAGUCCCUCUUUUCUACCCAGCUCUACUUAUCUUGGGGAUUUCAAGGCAGCAAGGGGUUGUAAGGGGAAGGGCUGAAGAAGCCUCUGUCCUUGUGUGGGCAAAUGCCUGACUAGACACUGACUGCUGUCACCAAGACCAGGUGCCCAGACCUUUUGUCCAUUAACACCCCUUCUUGAUCUUUCAAGGCAGCUAAUUGCUAGCAAAUCCCCCUGGUUCCUAACCUCUUUCCUCUAUUUCUUUGUUAGAACUUUCUAUGGAACUGAACCCAGCCUCUAUUUGAUUGGGUUCAUUUAGUUUAGUUGGGUUCCUGGAGCCUCCUGUCUGUUGUUUUGUGUUAUUUCCAAUGAAAAGCAAGUUUACCUUCAGAGUUAUGCUUUUCCAAAGAGGCUAGUAUGUUUUGUUAUUUUGUUUUUGUUCUUUUAAUGUUUCAGGUUCUAAGUGAAGUGAGUUGGGGAGGGGUUAGGAGUGGUAGCAACCAAGGUUUAGGACAUGGUGAGAUAGUUACCUCUGAUCUCCAAUCCCCAGCAAGAGCUGGGGGUGGGAUAGGGGCAGGGAGAGAGGAUUUCUAUUCACCUUUAAUAUAUUUUUACAAAAAAGCAAACAAUUUAAAAACAAACCCACCGCUUCUGUACAUGUUUAAAUAUAUUUUUAGAAGUGGGUAGGAUUGUGAAUUUCUGAUGCAGGGCCUUUUUAUAAAUAGGUUAGAGUAACAUCAUCUGGAUUUCUCUUGUUUUUUGCCCUUGUUUUUCUUAUGUUGUGUUACUAAUGUAAUUUAUAUUUUUUUUAGAUCCUCCCUUUCCUAUAGAGAUAAAAGUGAUUUAUCU
This is a messenger RNA of Dipodomys ordii (Ord's kangaroo rat), 5513 nucleotides long. It is a transcript of the gene Phf8, whose product is annotated as PHD finger protein 8. Gene Ontology annotation, biological process: regulation of transcription by RNA polymerase II; protein demethylation. Gene Ontology annotation, molecular function: histone demethylase activity; transcription coregulator activity. Bases 1 to 3015 code for a protein of 1004 amino acids. The record is from RefSeq and is a predicted model, not a curated record. NCBI's taxonomy places the organism in Eukaryota, Metazoa, Chordata, Mammalia, Rodentia, Heteromyidae. The transcript is spliced from 20 exons.